UUAGAAUAUAUAUAAAUGUGUGUGUGUAUGUGUGUGUGUAUGCAAAAAGUAUAUUUAAGUGGCUAUUGAUUAUGGAUAGAUAUUCCUGAUAUUCCUGAGGGUGGGGGCGUUAUGGAGAUCCUCAAAAAGCGGAUGGUCAGAUGAAAUGGCACACAGAGGAAACAUGAACACCUCGAGCAUUUACAGCACAUUCGGACGCUUCUUCCCAAACAACUUUUCUCUUUGGGAGCAUCUUCAGAAGAACUGGACCAGGCGUGAUUUGACGCCUUUCUCCAUCGACUUUCUGUUCGCGGGUCAUGAACCGGACACUAUAGUUUUAAUGGUGAUGUACGUGAUCUCUUUCGUGACCGGACUGGUGGGGAAUAUCAUGGCUCUGUGGGUCCUGACGCGCCGGAGGCAUCGUUUAUCUGGAGCUUCAGCCACCAGGAGACUCCUGGUCAACCUGGCGGUGUGCGACAUGAUGGUGGUGUGUGUCUGCAUGCCGGUUAACUUGGGACACCAGGUGUAUAACGUCUGGGUGUUUGGAGACUUUCUGUGUCGAGCUGUGCCGUUCGUUCAGGCGGUGUCCGUCUCUGCGAGCGUCCUGAGUCUGGCCGUGAUCAGUCUGAACAGAUACUACAGCGUCCACAGUCCUCUGCACGCCAGGGCUUUCUUCACGGCCAGCAGAAUGAUAUGCAUGAUAGCUGUGGUGUGGCUCGUGUCCUCGGCGUUAUGUCUGCCGUUAUUUUUCAUGAACACAACUAAGACGCUGUCCCUUCUAGACGAGCUGCAUACAGUGACCGUGUGCGUGGAAAGCUGGUCUAAAGUCAAACUGCGCCAGGGUUACAACUUUUUACUCUUCUGCGCGUUGUAUGGAUUCCCGGUGGUCUUUAAUUUAAUUAUUUGCUUCCUGACCGGUUGGAAACUGAGUAGAGGAGGCACGGCAUCAAUAUCAGAUCCCAACCAGCUCGCGCUGACCUCUUCGACAUCGCGCCUGAAAACGCGCAAGAGGAUCGCCAAAAUGGUCUUCGCGCUCGUGCUGCUCUUCACUUUCUCCUGGCUGCCUCUUUACACCGUGGACAUCUGGAUCGAUGCCAACAUCGCCAGCUCUCCUGAUCGAAACGACGAGAUGAGCAAUAUCGAGCAUCGUUGGAUUCUCCAGAGCAGACCCUUUGCGCAAUGGCUGGGUCUCACCAACUCGUCCCUCAAUCCCCUCUGCUACUGCUUUGUUGGAAACUUGUACAGAUCGGCCAAGAGGUUCAGAGAAAGCUACAGAGAGAAGAUGUCAUCGGUCUUGAGUCUGUCCAGUAAAUCUUCGAUUAGAAAUUCCGCGUCUAAAACCCAGCCGCGCAACUCUGGCUCGUCCAGGAGAUUUGCUUCGGAACCAAGGAGCUACACAGUUUUCAAGCUGACCAGAAGUAAAAGCGUGUCUUCGACGACCGUGUGUGAGAGUAUUUGACUUAUAGGGAGGAUGAGAAUUGUACAGACAGACUACAAACAAAGACGUUAAUGUUAAUAGGUUGAUGCUUUAUUAACAGCUUUCAUUGAUAGGUCAUUAUCAAACAUCAAAUGCUGCUUCAUGUAGGCCUACACUUCAGUCUAAAUAUAUAUUUUUAAAAGUUUCUUUGCAACACAAUAACAUGCUUCUAUUUUGCAUCUAUUUAUUAUUAGCUUUUUUAUAAUUAAAGAUUAAAAAGACAUUCCCAGAAUAAUUUUAAUUUGAAGAGUAUUUGGCAUGUGUUUUUUUCCAGUGUCGACAAAGCAUAAUGUAGUAUUGUUAAAUUAAAUUAAAUUAAAUUAAAUUAAAGAGGUUUUAAAAAUGUAUUAAUCAUAGUUAUUAUUUAGUAUAGAUGUCAAUUAUAUAUUUAUUUAGGCUAUUUUGUUGUUUUCUUUUGUUAUUAUUCUCAGUUAAAUAAAUGAAUACCAGACUUUUUCUGAAAUCAUAUGAGUGGAAACUUGUGGUCUGAUUUCUGGGGACAAACCCAGAGCGUGUGGCUCAAGUCAAGAUUAAUGUAUACCGCUCAGAGGCUUUAGCCCUGACGUGUGGUUGUCUGUUUUUCUUCUCACCAAUUUUCCCCAGCAGAAAUCUGAAGAGCUCUAAUUCUAAAUAAUAAAUAUUCCUAAUGCUAUACAUUAUGACUGUAUCAACUGAAAGUUAUAAGACAUUUACAAAAUUAAUGACAAAUUAGAGUUAUAUAACAACUUAAUGCUUUUGUUCCAGUGUUUACUGUCGCUCACGAAAAUGACUCUAUUGGAAAUUAAUAUAUUUAUUCUAUGUAAUUUUCUUAUUGUAAUAGCGUGACUAAUACAGAUGAUAAUUUGUUGUCACUAAGCUUGAGCACAGAUGUACACUCUGUCAGUGAAUAGCAACCCUGUAAUUAGACUAUCACAUCUCCACAAUUUUCUGUGCAGUUAAAUUAAUUUCACAUUAGUCCAGAUAAAAUGGCAUUCUAAGAUUAUCCUCAAGUGCAAAAGAUUUACUGUGAUCUGUGCAAGCAUGGUAAAGCUAUUUCAGAAAUGUGCCAGGUUCACUGAAAACUGUCUGUGCAUAAAUUGCUUAGAAAUGAAUGCAGGCAAGAUACAUCAGAUUGCAAAUGAGUGCUGAUUAUUGUACAUUUGACAUAAAGUCACUUCAUAUGCUGAUACCGUUAUAAAUAAGCUGUCUAAUGCUCUGCAUUUGACCCAUUUUAAUGAGUAUUUAAUUUUCAAUCAGUAGUGUUGCCACCACUUAAGCUUAAAAUGUGCAAACAUCGAUCACAUGAUACAUAUAAUAGUCUCACUUAAUAUGUCUUAAUAUUCUAUGCUUAAAUGUUUAACAUUGCAUUUGAAUAAUGUGUUGUCUCGUUUUUGAUAAAUCCGUUCAAAUUUCAAAACUCAUCCGAAGCACAGCGAAACUAGCUCUAUUUUUACAAAUAUAUUACUUCUUUUUUGAAUGGCCCUAAUGUAUUACCAUAAUUUACAUUUUUCACUGUUUAUAGCAGGGAAAAUAGAGUGACUAAGGCCUCUAUUUUGCUUUAAAAGAUCUCAAGAGUGAUUACAUUUACUUAAACUGAAUGUCUAGCACAAAUGGGCUCCUGUCAGUCACUGAAAACAAAUGAGUGCCUUAAUGGAUGUAGUGCCUCUGUUAAUAACCUCAGAGAGCUUGUGCUGUCAACCAUUCAAUCUCGUUUCAAAACAAAAGGAACGUCGGUGACAAACCAUGUCAUUUGAUGUGGCUUUAAAAGCGUAAUUCAAAGUUUAAUACUGAAAUAAUUACUAUUAAUUUAAAUUUUAUUAAUAAUUCACACCUGAUGUAGUGAAUAAAUGCCACAAUAUUCAAAGGCAUGUUCAUAGGCAGUCUAUGAAUGAUCUGAAAUUUCCUGCAAUAACCA
This is a messenger RNA of Carassius gibelio (silver crucian carp), 3350 nucleotides long. RefSeq names its product QRFP-like peptide receptor. Gene Ontology annotation, biological process: neuropeptide signaling pathway. NCBI's taxonomy places the organism in Eukaryota, Metazoa, Chordata, Actinopteri, Cypriniformes, Cyprinidae. Gene Ontology annotation, cellular component: membrane. Gene Ontology annotation, molecular function: peptide binding; G protein-coupled receptor activity. The coding region runs from base 146 to 1438 and encodes 430 amino acids. The record is from RefSeq and is a predicted model, not a curated record. The transcript has a single exon.